UAAACAAACACCUCACAGCUUAUGGAAUGUCAGCCUGAAAAAAUGCGACCCAAUGUUCUUUAUUGAAAAAAGUGUUAAGGAAACUUUGAUUAUACAAACAAAAUGAGCUCCGAGAUAGAGGAACAUGUAACGAAGAAAUAUGAAAUUAAGAAACGACUUGGCAAAGGGGCCUACGGUAUCGUAUGGAAAGCAAUAGACAGAAGGACAGGAGAAGUGGUAGCUUUAAAGAAAAUAUUUGAUGCUUUUCGAAAUUCUACAGAUGCUCAACGAACGUUUAGGGAAAUCAUGUUUUUGCAAGAAUUCGGAGAUCAUCCAAACAUUGUAAAACUUCACAACGUUCUACGAGCAGAAAACGAUAAAGAUAUUUACUUGGUUUUUGAAUUUAUGGACACGGAUUUGCACAAUGUGAUAAAGAGAGGAAAUAUUUUGAAGGACGUUCAUAAGCGAUAUAUAAUGUAUCAAUUACUUAAAGCAACCAAAUACUUGCAUUCUGGAAAUGUUAUACAUAGAGAUCAAAAGCCAUCAAAUGUACUAUUAGAUAGUGAAUGCUUUGUCAAAGUUUGUGAUUUUGGUUUAGCACGAUCUUUGACUCAAUUAGAGGCAGAUGACCAAACCGACCCAAGUCUAACAGAAUACGUUGCAACUAGAUGGUAUAGAGCUCCAGAAAUUAUACUUGCUUCACACAACUACACUAAAGGCGUAGAUAUGUGGAGUAUGGGAUGUAUUCUAGGGGAGAUGCUAAUGGGUAAGCCUCUAUUCCCUGGAAGUUCUACACUUAAUCAGAUUGAACGUAUUAUGUCGACAAUUGACCUUCCUAGUAGAGAAGACGUUGACAGUAUUCAAAGCACAUUUGGUGCAUCUCUCUUGGACAAAAUCGUAAAAAAGUCACGGAAAACUUUAAAUGAUUUAAUACCAGAUGCUCCAAGUGAAGCUUUAGAUCUACUUCACAAACUGCUUCAGUUUAAUCCAAGUAAAAGAAUAACGGCUGACCAAGCUCUUAAACAUCCAUAUGUUGCUCGUUUUCAUAACGCUGCUGAAGAACAGUCUAUAGGCCGCGAUGUCCUACCACCGCUGAAUGAUGAUAUACAACUAACUGUAGAAGAAUAUAGAAGUAAAUUAUACGAAAUGAUCAUGCAAAAAAAGCUAGAGAGAAGACGAAGAAGAAGGGAGGAAAGAUCGAAAAAUUUAGCAGAACAGGAAGUUACUAACCACAAAAAUGAGAGAUCAUCAUCACCAAAGGAGCCAACACAAAAACACCAAGGUUCUGCUGAUGCAAAGAAAGUUGUAGCUUUUGGAAGAACAACACAUCAGACGGCUACCCCCGUGCCGAAUCAAUUUCAGGGAAAGCCGAAAAGCCAUGCUGUCAUUCAUAAGCAACAUUCAACCGGAAAUAUUGAAAACGGUUCGACAAAAAGCAGACACACUUCCGCCCCAGUUGGUAGAGCCACACCAGUUCAAACAGUUAUAAGAACUCACUCAGCAGGCCUACAUAGAAAUCACACUAAUAAUCCUGCCAUUCUACGUGAUUUGGGACCAUCUUCAACAAAAGUGGUUAGCAUACUAUUUUCAAUUUAUCUUUUACUUUUUUCUUUAAAAACUCGGUCUUCUUUUACAUUGUUCUUAUUAUGAUUUUUUACCUUUCCUCUUCGAGCAUGUUCGAAGACGUUUCUAUAUAGGAGUUGUUCGAAUUUUUUCCUAAUUCCAAAUAAAUCCUCAGCAACCAACAACUCAAACAUAAAUAAAAAAAGUUGGUUGUAAGUAUAAGCGAUAGAUGGCGCAGCUCUCUCUAUAAGGGAAAAUUAUGAAAAAAUACAGCAAUCUCCAUAAUUUUUUGGCGUAUAUUUUAAAAUGUUUAGUUGUAUGCAGCGUUAAGUUUUUUUUUGCGUGUAUCACAGCAUGGGCCGUCGUUCACUUGCACUCCAUUCCAACGUCGCUGGCUACCUGUGGCAAGUACUCUUUCUAUCUUUCUCCAGUCGUUUCUAAAAGCCUGCCUUUCUUCUCUUUUUUUCUUUAUGUUUUUUUUUUCAUCUCUAUAUUUUCUUUAGGCUUGUUAUCCCUCCUUUUUGUAUGUUUUAUAUCAUCAGUAUUUAUGUUUUCCCUCUUUUUUACUAUAUAGAUACCACAUCAAAGACCAUUGUCAUCAAAACAAGGACAACAAGUCGAAUCGGGCGCAACAAGGCCGAGAUCGCACUAUGGCAGGAAACAAUAUGAUAAUAAGGCAAAUGCUACAUCAUCGACAGUUUCCAAGUCGAACUUUGGCAAUUACUCCCAGAACUAUGGAACGAUAACUGCCUCAGGGCUUGCAAAUUUACACUCGAAAAAAUGGUCUAGUUGAUAAGUGGGGUGUUUUUAAGAAAGAGAAGGGUUUGUUUGUUUGUUUGUUUGUUUUAUUCCGUCCGUCUUUUUAGAGUUAUCGUUUGGUCUGUGAUUUUUUAAAAAUUUUCAACGCUUCUGUGAUACUAUAGGCGAAAUAUUUUUUUUAUAUUUCAAUCUGCAAACAUUCGUUUAGGCUCUUCUAGUCUUUACAAAGCAUUAUUUUCUUCAAUCUCUACAUAUUUAGAAAACAAAUUAAUAUAACACUUCCUGACACCCAUAACCCUCUCCACGGACUAAAUUCGUCAACGUAGCGUCAUCUAUUGGUAAACAGAUUUUUGCUAUUUACAAAAAAGAUUUACCAGCAAAAUAAAUAAAUGGGAAUAAAGAUCAAUUAGGCCUACGUGUUUGUAUUUCUUUAGCGCCGUGUCUAACUUAAAGAAAAUUUUUGCACAAACUAGACUAAGAGACUUUAUAGUUUUUUCCCAUAAAUCGGUUUAUCAUUCUAUAAAUCUCCUGAAAGCAAAUUUUAUUUUUAUGUUCACAAUUUCUUUUUUGCUAAAUAUAAAGUUACUGUAGUUUUAAGAUUGGUUUUCAACUUAUUUUCAACGAAACUUAACUUUUCCUGCACACUAUGCUUGUUGAGCGACGGCGCUGGAGAAAAUCAACAAAGUUAUCUAUAGUUACCUAAAAAUAUUUUGUUUAUUUUAGCAACCAAUAAGUAUUUUAUCAGUAAAGCCAAACGAAAAAGCCUUUUGAAUUGUUUUUAUGCCUGCAAUGUAAUAUUUUGUACAUAUCACAUCGUAACCGUAAAGUUGAUUUCAGAUAAUACAGAAUUGCGGUUGUUACUC
Dimorphilus gyrociliatus is the source of this 3164-nucleotide messenger RNA. The record is from the annotation of a GenBank genome assembly. NCBI's taxonomy places the organism in Eukaryota, Metazoa, Annelida, Polychaeta, Dinophilidae.